Blumeria graminis f. sp. triticale is the source of this 1539-nucleotide messenger RNA. NCBI's taxonomy places the organism in Eukaryota, Fungi, Ascomycota, Leotiomycetes, Helotiales, Erysiphaceae. The record is from the annotation of a GenBank genome assembly.
AUGGCUUUGCUUAACAGCCCUAGCGACGCCAUUCAAUCAACUCAAAUAAUGCCUAAAUGGGUAAGAAAGUGUGAGCGUUAUUGCUGUUUAGGGGUCACAUACUUCCCUUUAUUUUUUGUCUACAGUCUAACGACGUGGGCGGUUUGGGUUGAAACAACAAUCGGAUUUUUAUUCCCAAAUUAUGGUUGGGCCGCAUCGUUUCUCGGGAUUUUUCUCUUUGUAAUGCUCAAUUGGUCUUACACUACAGCAGUGUUUACAAGUCCAGGAACGACUACAAUUAGCAAUGGGUAUCAAUCGCUUCCGACCCAAGUACACCCUGUAGCAACGAACUUCACAGUGAAGGCUAACGGGGAGCUGAGAUACUGCAAGAAGUGCCAAGCACGAAAGCCGGACCGCGCACACCAUUGCUCGACCUGUCGCACUUGUAUACUGAAGAUGGAUCACCAUUGUCCAUGGCUAGCUACUUGCGUUGGGCUACGGAAUUACAAAGCCUUUCUUCUUUUUCUUAUUUACACCUCCCUCUUUUGCUUCGUUUGUUUUGGCGUCUCAGGAUAUCGGGUCUGGAAAGAAAUAUCUGGCGAUGGAGAAUUCACCGAAUCUUUAAUGCCUAUCAAUUAUGUAAUGCUAGUUGUUAUUUCGGGAAUAAUUGGCCUACUGUUGGCUGGCUUCACAGGAUGGCAUAUGCUCCUCGCUUCAAGGAACCAGACUACAAUUGAAUGUUUGGAAAAAACGAGAUAUCUCUCUUCCAUGCGAGGAUCAGGUCAAUUACUUACUGCAGAACAUCGACACGAUAUGGAGUAUUCAUCUCAAUUCCAGGCUGGAACAAAUGGAAACAAUCAGAUCUGUAAUGGACCCGACCGUCCAAGAAUGCAACACAACGUAUCAACAAACUAUAAUGAAUACGAACGAGCUCAAUCACAGCUACGGUAUGAAGAAUACCUAGAUGAGCAAGAUUCAGCGAAACUUCCAAAUGCAUUUGAUCUUGGAUGGAGAAUGAACCUACUCCAUCUGUUUGGACCUAGAAAAAUACUCUGGUUUCUCCCAGUCGUUACAACACAUGGAGACGGGUGGAGCUGGGAGCCGAAUCCCCAGUGGUUACAAGUUCGUGAGAAGAUAGCCCAGGAAAGAGAUGAACAAAGACAGAGGGAAUACAAUGCGGGCUGGGGGGUAGAGCCCUUAAAUCCAAAUGUAACAUCAUCUUAUGGGGAAUCUAAGCAUGCCCUCGCAGGAUCAAGUCCCAUAACUGGAAGAUUUACCGGCCCUUACAAGGUGCAUAUUUCUAAGGCCGAUAGGAUACUAGGUCGUACAGGUGGCUAUACAGACGAGGUUUCAAUGGAUAACUUGCGCCCUAUUGGCUCGAGGGAACAGUCUCAAGCGGAAGAUAACUACAACGUGGCCGAGACCAGUCCAUCAGAGCGAAGAUUUUCUAUGGGACUGCCUCAGAAGGUCGGCUUUGUUCCAAACAAAUUAUUAGCCAAUACCAUGGCGAGAAAAAAAGAUGAUUGUAGAUUUGAAGGACAUGAUGAAGAAGUCGACUGA